Messenger RNA from Carassius auratus (goldfish), 2345 nucleotides. RefSeq names its product WD repeat-containing protein 54-like. Gene Ontology annotation, molecular function: protein binding. NCBI's taxonomy places the organism in Eukaryota, Metazoa, Chordata, Actinopteri, Cypriniformes, Cyprinidae. The transcript is spliced from 10 exons. The record is from RefSeq and is a predicted model, not a curated record. Bases 282 to 1301 code for a protein of 339 amino acids.
CUGUGACGUUCUACACACGUCUGCUCCGUCACUAUGGCUGCAAGAGACGCGAGGCGGUAAAAGCUUGCUUUAAUACGAUUAGUAUAUCCAUAAUAACUCUUAUCAACCGUUCUUUUGUCUAAUAACAGAAACGACGUAUGUCAUUUUCAUAUUUGGAUACAUUUAGUUCAGUAUUUGCUCUGAAACGAUGAAGAUUAACAGGAGAACCCAUCAGCUGCUUUCAUUAUGAAACUAGUUACAUCUCUAAUUUAUAAAGUACACAACCGGCACUCUUCCAAAAAAUGUCGAAAAUGUACCACAAAGAGAAAAGCAUUCAGAUAAAGAGCAGCGCGUCGGCGCUCUACAACAACCUGAGCGUCCUGCGCAUCGCGCCGCGAUGCCUCACCUAUUUCACAGUGGUCCACGCCAACGUGGUGAACAUGAUCAGCGCCUCCUGGGACGGGCUGAACUAUUACCACCGACAGCUGCAGUCUAAAGAGGGCAACGUGGCCACCAGCUCCUCACUUAUAAUGCAGGCAGCCUGGUGUGUCCUGCCUUCAAGAGAUCUUCUUGUUCUCACCUCUCAGAAGGGGCUCCAGAUGUAUGAAUCAGAUGGUUCAAUUAUGGUCUAUUGGCAUGCACUGGACACGCCAGAGACCCCUACUGCGAAAGCAGUUUUUUCCAGAGGAAUUGCUGCAGUGCAGGAAAAAUAUAUUUGUGUAGGGGUCUCAUCUGGCUCAGUGCUGGUGUUUGACGUUCCCAGUAAAGGCAGUAACAUCACCCUGUCUGAGGUUUUGGAGGAACAUAAAGAGGCAAUCACAGACAUGGCCUCUGAGUGCUCAGGCAAUCCGGAGUGCAUUGCUGAUUUAGUUAGUGCUGAUGACUCUGGCCUCCUCUGUGUGUGGAAAUCAGGAGAAGAUUUUCAACUGCUCAACAAGAUCCCAGGGUUUGACACAAGUUGUUCUUCAGUAAAACUCUGGAAGGGCAUUGUCAUUGCUGGCUAUGGGACGGGACAGAUUCGUCUGUAUGAGGGGGUCACAGGUAUACUGCAUGCAGAAGUCAAUGCCCAUGCACGCUGGAUCUACUCACUGGACAUCGCCCCGUUCACUGGACUGCUGAUCUCUGCAGCAGAAGACUCCUGGGUUCGAGUAUGGCAUCUGAGCUUGAGUCCAGAGAUGAAUAGUGUAGAGAUCGAGCACAUAUACAAUGAGUGUGUGACUGAUACACAGAUCUGUGGAGCCAAGUUCUGUGAUGGGGACGGCUAUGCCUUUGCAGUGACCGGCUAUGACUUGAGUGAGAUCAUCCGCUACACACAAGCCUAGUCAGGAAUACAGCGUGCACUUCUAGGACAUUCCCAUUGGUCAUAUGAGGAUCACCUGCAGAAGGAAGGUCAUGUCUUGACAGUGAAUUGGUGAGUAUAUUGCUGUACAGUCAUGAUUUACAGGGUCAGGCUGGAGUGAAUGCUACCAUAAAAUCUACUUCUAACGUCUUAGGCACUAAAAAGCCACACUUGAAUCUUGUAUUUCUACAUGAUUGGCAGUUGUGCUAAGUACAAAUACUCUUUUGUGCUCUGAUACUAUAAGUAAAAUACAUAACAUUGGUUAAACAGAACAGAUCUCAAAAUUAAGCAUUAGAAAUGGUUGUUCUUUUAAUGUUUUCUUCUGACAUAAUUUGUUUAGUAUUGUGUAGUAUUAGUAGUAUAGUAUUGUAUUGUUUGUUUAAUAUUAAUGUAUUUACUGAACUAUUUAUUUGACCUCAUUGAACAGUUUCGGAUGUGCAAUUGAAUCAGAUGGCAUGUAACUAUAUUUGUGGUUCAGAAAAUAAAACAUAUCAAAAUAGUUUGUAUUUAUAGUAAGUAUUUAUUCAUUAUAAAUAGUAUGAAUAUUAAAGCAGAGGCUAUUUUUCCAAAUGGAAUUAUAAUAUUCUUUACAUUUGUCUAGAAACAAAAUCAUUGUAUUGCAUAAUGUAAAAUCACAUAUUUUAUAUAUUUUGUUGUUAACAUAGUUUUUGCUAUUUUCUGUUUCUUUGUAAACAUUUGUCAGUGACAAUAAAAAAAUAAAAAUAAAUUGUUUACUGUGACUUUUAUUGCAAUUAAAAAUGUGUACCAGUAGAUGGCAAUAGAUCUUAUAUUUUUUAUGGUUUUCUGAAGAUUUGAAUUUUGAGAUCAGAAUUAGCAUAUUUGAUUCAACCAAAAGUACAUUCAAGUGCAUAGAUUCAUAUAAAAACAUCCAUUAAACACAUCACAUAACAUAUUAGAACUUGUCCAGCACUCAUUUCUAUUCAAAAUGUAAAAAAUAUCAAACAUAAAUUAGGGAUGUCUAAAUUGCCUAAAAUGACAAGGCUUUGUUUUCCAACUGACGUGCUAU